AUGUUGUCCCUCUCCAAACAGUCAAGAAACUUUUUCAAAUUGAACUGUUUUUCAGUCACCCAAAUAGCAAAAAUGUCUGCAACUUCCGUCACUUUCCCAAUUAUCAACGAAACUUACCAACAGCCAACCGGGCUUUUCAUCAACAAUGAAUUUGUUAGUGCAAAGUCAGGUAAGACUUUUGAUGUUAACACCCCAAUUGACGAGUCUCUCAUUUGUAAAGUCCAACAGGCCGAUGCUGAAGAUGUUGAAAUUGCCGUUCAAGCAGCAUCUAAAGCUUACAAGACUUGGAGAUUUACACCGCCAAAUGAAAGAGGCAGAUACUUGAACAAAUUGGCCGAUUUGAUGGACGAAAAGAGAGACUUACUUGCCAAAAUUGAAUCCCUUGAUAAUGGUAAGGCCUUACAUUGUGCAAAAUUCGAUGUCAAUCUUGUCAUUGAAUAUUUCAGAUACUGUGCAGGUUACUGUGAUAAAAUCGAUGGUAGAACAAUUACAACCGAUGUCGAACAUUUUACCUACACUAGAAAGGAACCUUUAGGUGUCUGUGGUGCAAUUACACCUUGGAACUUCCCAUUGCUGAUGUUUGCUUGGAAAAUCGGCCCGGCUUUAGCAACCGGUAAUACCAUUAUUUUGAAGCCUGCCAGUGCAACACCUCUAUCAAACCUCUUUACUUGUACCUUGAUCAAGGAGGCGGGCAUUCCAGCCGGUGUUGUUAAUGUUGUUCCAGGUUCCGGUAGAGGCUGUGGUAACUCCAUUUUACAACAUCCUAAAAUUAAGAAGGUUGCGUUUACCGGAUCUACAGAAGUUGGUAAAACUGUUAUGAAGGAAUGUGCUAAUUCCAUCAAAAAGGUUACUCUCGAAUUGGGUGGUAAGUCUCCAAACAUUGUUUUCAAAGACUGUAACGUUGAACAAACCAUUCAAAAUUUGAUUACUGGUAUUUUCUUCAAUGGUGGUGAAGUCUGUUGUGCUGGUUCUAGAAUUUACAUUGAAGCAACCGAUGAGAAAUGGUAUACUGAAUUCUUGACCAAAUUCAAGGAGACUGUUGAAAAAUUAAAGAUUGGUAACCCAUUUGAAGAGGGUGUUUUCCAAGGUGCACAAACCACUCCAGAUCAAUUCCAAACUGUCUUGGACUACAUCACCGCUGCUAACGAAUCCAGCUUGAAACUAUUAACUGGUGGUAAAAGAAUUGGCAAUAAGGGAUACUUUGUUGAGCCAACUAUCUUCUACGAUGUUCCUCAAAAUUCCAAGUUAACUCAAGAAGAAAUCUUUGGUCCAGUUGCUGUUGUUUUACCUUUUAAGUCCACUGAAGAAUUGAUUGAAAAGGCAAAUGAUUCCGAUUUUGGUUUAGGUUCCGGUAUUCACACUGAAGAUUUCAACAAGGCAAUUUGGGUUUCCGAAAGGCUUGAAGCAGGUUCUGUUUGGAUCAACACUUACAAUGAUUUCCACCCAGCUGCUCCAUUCGGUGGUUACAAGGAAUCCGGUAUUGGCAGAGAAAUGGGUAUUGAAGCUUUCGACAACUAUACUCAAACCAAGUUAGUUAGAGCUAGAGUUAACAAGCCAGCUUUUUAG
Molecule: messenger RNA, 1566 nt
Organism: Pichia kudriavzevii
Lineage: Eukaryota; Fungi; Ascomycota; Pichiomycetes; Pichiales; Pichiaceae
Exons: 1
Coding region: 1-1566 (521 amino acids)
Molecular function (GO): aldehyde dehydrogenase (NAD+) activity
Source: RefSeq, a predicted model, not a curated record